AAAUCGUGAGAAGGCAACGCCGUAGUCUCUCUUUCUAAAAAAAAAUAUUUGGGAAAUCGAAUCGGUAUCGUGGAGAAGCCGAAGUUUGCGUGGGAAAAAAGGAACAGAUGGCACCGAAGAAGAAGCAGCAGAAGAAGAAUAGCAGCACCGCCACCGCCAAAACUCAAACUUCGUCAUCUUCGGGUCCAAGGCUCCAAAUUUCGGCCGAGAAUGAGAGCCGGCUGCGGCGGCUCUUGCUCAACUCGGGCCGCUCCUCCGGAGCCUCUGCAGCAGCUCUGGUGGACGAGUCGCUUUCCAAGGCACAGAAAGCCAAGAAGCUCAAAUCCAUUUACGAGAACCUCUCCUGCGAAGGUUUCACUAACGAUCAAAUUGAGCUCGCUCUCUCUGCUCUUAAGAAUGGUGCUACCUUUGAAGCUGCUCUUGAUUGGCUGUGCUUGAAUUUACCUGGUAAUGAGCUUCCAUUGAAGUUUUCCAGUGGGACUUCUACGCACACAAAUGGAGGUGGUUCUGUUGGUGUCAUAUUGACUGCUCGAGAAGAUUGGACUCCAUCUGUGGAUCAAUCUUCUACUCCUAAUGAGGAUGAGCCAGGGAUUUCUAUUAGAACCAAGGGCCGAUGGGAUGAUGAGACUCUAGAUUCAUGUCAAUCGUCUCAGGCAGAUUGGAUAAAACGAUAUGUUGAACAAGAGGAAGAGGAUGAGAUGUCUACGACAUGGGAAGAUCAUCUGGUUGAUGAAGGUUCAACUAAGAAGAUCUCUGAACCAAGGUCCUAUGAUGUUAUUGCUGAAGAGUAUCGUGUGGCACGGUUAGAAGCUGUAAAAGCAAAGGAAAGAGGGGACAAAAAAAGUCAGGAACAAGCAGGACAUAUCAUUCGCAAAGUCAAGCAAGAGCUUUCUGCUCUAGGAUUGUCAGAGGAUAUCUUGGCAUCAGAAUUUCAGCAUGAACAAGCUACUUGCACUGCUUCUGAGGCCACAAUUUUUAGUUCCACAUCCCACGAGCUCUCUGAGGCAAAAGAAUGUAGUAUAGUUGAAGGCGGUCUGGCAUUUGGUUUGCAUGCAGAGGAAUCAACAAUUGUGGAAGACAAAAUGGAGUACUCAGGUCCCAAAGAGCUUCAAGUUAAAUGUACUCGUUCAGGUGUAUCUGUUGAGGAAAAAAUUCCUGCAGAAGAAGACUCGAUAGAUGUAGAGCUUGGUAAUUUCUUCUUAGAAGAUGGUCCAUCUAAUGAAGGUCUACCUCCUGAUGUUUACGAACUGCAAAGGAAAGAAAAGAUGAGAGAAAUGUCUAGUGAGAAAAAUUUGGAGAAAUUAGAGGGUAUUUGGAGAAAGGGGGAUCCGCUAAAGAUUCCUAAGGCUAGUCUUCAUCAGUUAUGUCAAAAAUCAGGGUGGGAAGCCCCAAAAUUCAAUAAGGUGGUUGGAAAGGGGAAAGGUUUCUUUUAUACUGUCAGUGUAUUGCGUAGAGCUAGUGGGAGGGGUAAGAGCAGAAAAGCUGGGGGUCUAACCACCCUUCAGCUCCCUAAUGCGGAUGAUACUUCUGAAUCUGCUGAGGAUGCACAAAAUAAAGUUGCUGCUUUUGCUCUUUAUAGCCUGUUUCCUGAUCUCCCAGUUCAUCUGCUAAUUACAGAGCCUUAUGCGUCACUGGUUCUUCAGUGGAAGGAAGGGGAAUCAUCAAUCAACAUAGAAGAGAGUGAGGAAGAUCGAAGGGCUAGUUUUGUGGAUUCAUUACUAGGUGCUGAUGGUUCUAAUGCAACGUCUUCUGCUGAUGUUAUGAAUAACAUUAUUUCAGAAGAAUUUCAACAAAUCCAUUAUGAAGAAAAUGAAAAUUCAGCUGUUGCAGGUGUUGAUCCAGAAGUUGGAAAGGUACAUAAUCACAAGGAAGGGGAGAGCUCUUAUUUGAGACAAGAACAGGAGAACAAGAUGAAAAUGCAGAAAUACAAGGACAUGUUGAAAACCAGAGCUGCACUUCCUAUUGCUAGUUUGAAAGAUGAUAUAUUGCAUCUGCUGAAAGAGAAUAAUGUUCUUGUUGUUUGUGGGGAAACAGGUUCGGGAAAAACGACUCAGGUUCCACAAUUUAUUUUGGAUGACAUGGUUGAAUCAGGACUUGGAGGACACUGUAACAUCAUAUGCACACAACCGAGGAGAAUAGCGGCUAUUUCUGUAGCUGAAAGGGUUGCUGAUGAGCGCUGUGAGCCUUCACCUGGUUCAUCUGGUUCCUUGGUUGGUUAUCAAGUUCGUCUUGAUAGUGCAAGGAAUGAUAAAACAAAGCUUCUAUUUUGUACCACUGGCAUUCUUUUGAGGAAAAUUGCGGGUGACAGAAACUUGACUGGUGUUACUCAUGUCAUAGUUGAUGAAGUGCAUGAACGGUCACUUUUGGGUGAUUUUCUGCUUAUUGUUCUGAAGAAUCUUGUUGAGAAGCAAUCAACUUACAAUACUCCCAAAUUGAAAGUUAUUCUUAUGUCUGCAACUGUUGAUUCACAUUUGUUUUCAAAAUACUUCAGUAACUGCCCUGUGAUUACCGCACAAGGCAGAACACAUCCUGUGACGACUUAUUUUAUUGAGGAUGUAUAUGAAAGUAUCAACUAUCGCCUUGCUUCAGAUUCUUCAGCUUCCUUGAGAUUUGAAACAUCCACCAAAGAUAAGAGUAGUGCUGUCAACAAUCGCAGAGGGAAGAAGAAUCUUGUUCUAUCUGCAUGGGGCGAUGAUUCUAUGCUUUCUGAAGAAUACAUUAACCCUUAUUAUGUUCCAGAUAAUUAUCAAUCAUACAGUGAGCAAACUCGACAAAAUUUGAAAAAAGUGAAUGAAGAUGUCAUUGAUUAUGAUCUUCUUGAAGACCUGGUGUGUUAUGUUGAUGAAACUUGCAGCGAGGGUGCCAUACUUGUUUUCUUGCCUGGAGUAUCUGAAAUUUACAUGUUAGUCGACAAGUUAACUGCUUCUUACCGAUUUGGUGGACCAUCUGCUGAUUGGAUUCUUCCAUUGCAUUCAUCUGUUGCAUCAAGUGAUCAAAAGAAGGUGUUCUUACGGCCACCUCAGAACAUACGCAAGGUCAUUAUAGCUACAAAUAUUGCAGAGACCAGUAUUACAAUAGAUGAUGUAGUAUAUGUUAUUGACUGUGGAAAGCAUAAGGAGAACCGUUAUAAUCCACAGAAGAAACUGUCAAGCAUGGUUGAAGAUUGGAUAUCUCAAGCAAAUGCAAGGCAGCGGAGGGGAAGAGCUGGACGUGUAAAGCCUGGGAUUUGCUAUGCCUUAUACACGCGCCAUCGCUUUGAAAAACUCAUGCGUCCUUUUCAGGUUCCAGAGAUGCUUCGUAUGCCAUUAGUAGAGUUGUGUUUACAAAUUAAGUUACUUUCUUUGGGACACAUAAAGCCAUUUUUAUCCAAGGCUUUAGAACCUCCCAGGGAAGAGGCUAUGAACUCAGCAAUUUCAGUAUUAUAUGAGGUUGGUGCUCUUGAAGGGGAUGAACUGCUGACGCCCCUUGGAUAUCAUUUAGCAAAACUUCCAGUUGAUGUACUAAUUGGGAAGAUGAUGCUUUAUGGCGGAAUAUUUGGUUGCUUAUCACCAAUCCUCUCAAUUUCAGCAUUUCUGAGCUACAAGUCUCCAUUUAUCUAUCCUAAGGAUGAGAGGCAAAAUGUUGAAAGAGCUAAGUUAGCGCUGUUGGCUGAUAAGCUGGAUGGUUCAUUUGAUUCAUAUGAUGGUCACAGACAAUCUGACCAUCUCUUGAUGAUGAUUGCAUACAAGAAGUGGGAAAAGAUUGUGCGAGAGAAAGGAAUUAAAGCUGCACAGCAUUUUUGCAAUUCAUAUUUUUUAAGUAGUUCAGUUAUGCUCAUGAUAAGAGACAUGAGGGUACAGUUUGGAACAUUGCUAGCAGAUAUUGGGCUUAUCAAACUUCCAAAAACUUAUCAGAUUGAUAGACGAAAGAGAGAGAACCUUGACUGUUGGCUCUCUGAUGCAUCACAACCAUUCAAUACCUAUGCAAAUCAUACAUCAAUUAUAAAGGCAAUAUUAUGUGCAGGUUUAUACCCCAAUGUUGCCGCCACUGAAAAAGGCAUUGCUGAAGUAGCUCUUGGUACUCUCAAACAGUCAACUGGUCUUGCAUCUAAAGGACAUCAAGUAUGGUAUGAUGGAAGGAGGGAAGUUCACAUACACCCAUCUUCGAUCAACAGUAGCUUGAAGGAAUUUCGACAUCCCUUCCUUGUCUUCCUUGAAAAGGUUGAAACGAACAAAGUAUUUCUGCGAGAUACCACCAUUGUCUCUCCCUACUCUAUUUUGUUGUUUGGAGGCUUCAUUAACGUUCAUCAUCAGACAGGUAUUGUCGCUAUUGAUGGAUGGUUAAAACUGAGUGCACCAGCCCAAACUGCAGUCCUGUUUAAGGAACUCAGAUUAACUCUUCAUUCUAUUUUGAGGGAGUUGAUUAGAAAGCCGGAGGAUGCCAAUGUCAAUGUGGUAUCUAAUGAUGUUGUCAACUCUAUAAUUCAUUUGUUGUUAGAGGAGGACAAACCCCGAAUGUGAUCUUUGAACACAAGGUUCAAAUCGGAGGAGGGUGGUCUUGUGUCUCAUGCAGCACCAUGUGUUGUUGCUUCGCGUUGGCUGUGGGGCGUGGACCAAACGUAGCAUGAACCAGAAAGUUGACCAGGAUCUAAUUCUAGGAGGAAGGCGGAAGAUACUUACUGUUUGAUCAAAGAAGGUUCAGAAAUAUAGGUUUGAUGAAGUGGUAACAUUAACAUAGUACAAGGAUAAAAUAAAGAUAUUAUUGUAUUUAAUUGGCUCUGAUGAGGCUGUAAUAGUAAUUAUCCCCAUGCACCAUGCUGAUGGUAUAUUUGGCUUUAUAAAAAAAAAAAAAAAAAAAAAUUAAUUUUCAA
This is a messenger RNA of Ziziphus jujuba (common jujube), 4849 nucleotides long. Its product is annotated as DExH-box ATP-dependent RNA helicase DExH7, chloroplastic. Gene Ontology annotation, cellular component: intracellular anatomical structure. Gene Ontology annotation, molecular function: RNA binding; ATP binding. The transcript is spliced from 35 exons. NCBI's taxonomy places the organism in Eukaryota, Viridiplantae, Streptophyta, Magnoliopsida, Rosales, Rhamnaceae. The coding region runs from base 108 to 4499 and encodes 1463 amino acids. The record is from RefSeq and is a predicted model, not a curated record.